This is a messenger RNA of Fukomys damarensis (Damara mole-rat), 2289 nucleotides long. RefSeq names its product pyroglutamylated RFamide peptide receptor (gene Qrfpr). The record is from RefSeq and is a predicted model, not a curated record. The transcript is spliced from 6 exons. The coding region runs from base 359 to 1654 and encodes 431 amino acids. Gene Ontology annotation, biological process: G protein-coupled receptor signaling pathway. Lineage: Eukaryota; Metazoa; Chordata; Mammalia; Rodentia; Bathyergidae. Gene Ontology annotation, cellular component: membrane. Gene Ontology annotation, molecular function: peptide binding; neuropeptide Y receptor activity.
AAGCGCAGCCGACGCCGGGCGCUCUCCGACUGUCUAGAAAUCUGGAGCAAGAGUCCCCAGAGGAUCCUCGCUAGGCGCUCGGCUCUCGUUAUUCUGAACGCUCUCCACGCCUGGUUUAGACAGGAGCUGAAGAAUAACUUUUUUUUUUUCCUUUCUUGAGCUGAAAACAUUUUUGGACAAUGAGUUGAGUCUCCCGUGCACUAGUCCCCGCCUCUUUAUUGUGGGUUUGAUCAGUGCGCUGUUUUCCUCCUCCUGAGCCUCCCAGGGUGCAGCCAGUAGUCCUCGCAAGUCCUUUGCGCGAACCACGCGGAUGGCCGGGCAGUAGCGGGUGGUGCCCAGCGCCCAGGGAGCGCACGACAUGCAGGCGCUCAACAUCACCUCCGAGCAGUUCGCCCGGCUCCUGCGGGACCACAACCUGACGCGCGAGCAGUUCAUCGCUCUCUACGGGCUGCGGCCGCUAGUGUACACCCCGGAGCUGCCCGCGCGCACCAAGCUGGCCUUCUUGCUCACCGGAGUGCUCAUUUUCGCCCUGGCGCUUUUUGGCAACGCGCUGGUGGUCUAUGUGGUGACCCGCAGCAAGGCCAUGCACACCGUCACCAACAUCUUCAUCUGUUCCUUGGCUCUUAGCGACCUGCUGAUCACCUUCUUCUGCAUCCCGGUCACUAUGCUGCAGAACAUCUGGGACAACUGGCUAGGGGGUGCCUUCAUUUGCAAGAUGGUGCCUUUUGUUCAGUCUACUGCUGUUGUGACAGAAAUUCUCACAAUGACCUGCAUUGCCGUGGAAAGGCACCAGGGACUUGUUCACCCCUUCAAAAUGAAGUGGCAGUACACCAACCAAAGGGCUUUUACAAUGCUAGGUGUGGUCUGGCUGGUGGCAGUCAUCAUAGGCUCACCCAUGUGGCACGUGCAACGACUUGAGAUCAAGUAUGACUUCCUAUAUGAUAAAGAACAUAUCUGCUGCUUAGAAGAGUGGGCCAGUCCUGUGCACCAGAAAAUCUAUACCACUUUCAUCCUUGUCAUCCUGUUCCUCCUGCCUCUUAUGGUGAUGCUUGUCCUGUAUAGUAAGAUCAGUUAUGAACUCUGGAUCAAGAAAAGAGUGGAAGAUGGUUCAGUGCUUCGUACUAUUCAUGGAAAAGAAAUGUCCAAAAUAGCCAGGAAGAAGAAGCGAGCUGUCAUUAUGAUGGUAACAGUGGUGGCUCUCUUUGCUGUGUGCUGGGCACCUUUCCAUGUUGUGCACAUGAUGGUUGAAUACAGUAGUUUUGAAAAGGAAUAUGAUGAGGUCACAAUCAAGAUGGUUUUUGCUAUAGUGCAAAUAAUUGGAUUUUCCAACUCUAUCUGUAAUCCCAUUGUCUAUGCGUUUAUGAAUGAAAACUUCAAAAAAAAUUUUCUGUCGGCAGUUUGCUAUUGCAUAGUAAAAGAAACUUUGUCUCCAGCACGGAGGCAUGGAAACUCAGGAAUUACAAUGAUACAGAAGAAAGGAAAAUUAUCCAGGAGAGAGAAGCAAAUAGAGGAAACCAAAGGAGAAGCAUUCAGUGAUGGCAACAUUGAAGUCAAGUUGUGUGAACAGCCAGAGGAGAAAAGAAAUCUUAAGCGACAUCUUGCCCUCUUUAGUUCUGAACUUUCUGAUAAUUCAGCUUUAGGCAGUGGGCAUUAAUUGCAACAAUGUCUUCAUAAUUAAUAUGACAUAUUAUAAUCUGAAUGUUAUUUGAGCAAAGGUCAAAGACAUUUUUAAAUGGUGACAAGAAUAAAAGCAAUCACAUUUUUCCAAUUUAAAAUGACAUUAUACAUGAAAAUAUAAUUUCAAAUAAUUGCUAAACCAUCCUCAUAGGUUAUUAAAAUGGAGUUUUAAAGGUCUUGUAUAGAAACCAAUGUUCUUGACUAGAAGUUUUUCUCUGUGUAGUGAAUAUAAUGUGAAUUUCUACAUAUUGCUAAAUUGAAUGAAAAAAUAUUAAAAGUAUGUCUUCUUUCUUGAAUAUUAAUAGCUGAACAUCAUGCUGUAAUUUGUAAUGCACUGUUGAUGUGAAGUAAUACAAUCUUUUGCAAAUGAAAUCUGUGUCAGCAUCAUGAAGUCAAACAAGAUGGAGAAGCAGCCAAGUGAUGAUGAAUUAGGCUUAGAAGUAGAUGCCUGUAUUAGAACUUCUUAUUCCCUACAAGUUACCAUUUCUGUGAUGACUGUCAAGUUACUUAACUUUUUUGUCUCUUUUAGCUCUUCAUUUGUUCCUGAGCAAAUUGGAGAUGUUACCUUUUCUAUUUCGCAAAGUCACUGUGAGAGCAUAAUGAGACAUGAGC